UUAACCGCUACUUGGACUCGAUUACUGCGCGCUUCUUUAGGCAAAGUAGCAACCCCACCGGGCCGUAGCACACACUAAGAAGUAGUCCCUCCUUGUAUAAAAUCAGGCACCCCGGCCAGAGCCGGAGGCGCCCCGGUCCCUGCAAACUUCUCUCAGUAGGACUUUUCCUGCAGAUACGGAUUCAGUCAUGUCUAAGGCAAAGGAUGCAGGUUCUUCCGUUAUGCAGACCCAGCAGAUGCAUGCUGCCAUGGCCGAUACGUAUAUCGAGCACAUGUGCCUGCUGGACAUCGACUCUGAGCCCGCCGUGUCUCGUAACACCGGCAUCGUCUGCACCAUCGGGCCCGCAUCCCGAUCUGUAGACAUGGCCAAGGAAAUGAUCAAAGCUGGGAUGAACAUUGCAAGAAUGAACUUCUCUCAUGGCACCCACGAAUACCACGCUGAAACCAUCAAGAAUGUCCGCGAGGCAACCGAGAGCUUUGUCCCAGGUACUGUUGAGUACAGGCCAGUGGCCAUCGCUCUGGACACCAAAGGACCAGAAAUCAGGACCGGUCUCAUCAAGGGCAGUGGCACUGCAGAGGUGGAGCUGAAAAAGGGUCAGAACAUUAAGGUCACCCUUGAUGACAAGUACAAGGACAACUGUGAUGAGAAUUAUCUGUGGGUCGACUACAAAAACAUUACCAAGGUGCUGCAGGUCGGAAACAACGUCUAUGUUGAUGAUGGUCUGAUCUCACUCAAGGUUAAGGAAGUUGGCAACGACUACCUGUCGUGUGAGAUUGAGAAUGGAGGCAUUCUGGGCAGCAAGAAGGGCGUCAACCUGCCCGGAGCAGCUGUGGACCUGCCAGCUUUGUCUGACAAAGACAUUCAGGACCUGCAGUUUGGUCUGGAGCAGGGUGUGGACAUGGUCUUUGCAUCCUUCAUCCGUAAAGCGGCUGACGUUCAGGCUGUCAGGAAAGUCCUGGGUGAGAAAGGCAAGGACAUCAAGAUCAUCAGCAAGCUGGAGAACCACGAGGGCGUGCGCAGGUUUGAUGAGAUCCUGGAGGCUAGUGAUGGCAUCAUGGUCGCCCGUGGAGACUUGGGCAUCGAAAUCCCAACAGAGAAAGUCUUCAUCGCUCAGAAAAUGAUGACUGGCAAGUGCAAUAGGAUUGGCAAGCCUAUCAUCUGUGCCACACAGAUGCUGGAAAGCAUGACCAAGAAGCCACGUCCCACCCGCGCAGAGGCGAACGAUGUCGCCAACGCUGUGCUGGACGGUAACGACUGCAUCAUGCUUAGCGGCGAGACCGCCAAGGGAGACUACCCUCUGGAAUCUGUGCGCACACAGCACAGGAUUGCCCGUGAAGCCGAGGCGGCCAUGUUUCACAGGCAGAUGUUUGAGGAGCUGCGUCGCACCUCCCAUCUGACCCGUGACCCCACAGAGACCGUCGCCAUCGGCGCCGUCGAGGCCUCCUUCAAGUGCUGCGCCAGCGCCAUCAUCGUGCUGACCAAGAGCGGCAGGUCUGCUCACAUGCUGUCAAGGUACAGGCCCCGUGCCCCCAUCCUCGCCGUGACCCGCUGUGGUCAGACCGCACGCCAGGCUCACCUUUACCGUGGCGUUUACCCACUGCUUUACACCAAGGCAGCCAACGACGUCUGGGCCGAAGAUGUUGACCUGCGCGUCAACUUUGCCAUGGAAUAUGGCAAAUACCGCAAGUUCUUCAAGUCUGGAGAUGUUGCCAUUGUAGUGACCGGCUGGCGCCCAGGCUCUGGUUACACCAACACCAUGAGAGUUGUGCUGGUGCCCUGAACAUCAUCCAAGGACACUAGUAAAAACUAGUAUUCCCCUCAUUCAUGUUGCUCUCCACAUAAAUUUGGACAGUCAAUAAAUUAUUUCCUUCAGUA
This is a messenger RNA of Oryzias melastigma (Indian medaka), 1875 nucleotides long. It is a transcript of the gene pkmb, whose product is annotated as pyruvate kinase M1/2b. Bases 188 to 1780 code for a protein of 530 amino acids. The transcript is spliced from 11 exons. The record is from RefSeq and is a predicted model, not a curated record. Gene Ontology annotation, molecular function: magnesium ion binding; pyruvate kinase activity; potassium ion binding. NCBI's taxonomy places the organism in Eukaryota, Metazoa, Chordata, Actinopteri, Beloniformes, Adrianichthyidae. Gene Ontology annotation, cellular component: cytoplasm. Gene Ontology annotation, biological process: glycolytic process.